CACAGUCGGAUAAUAAAAGCGACAUGAGUUAUGAACACAUUUUGGAAGCUAUAUCCGGUUUGAUCAACAUCAGCAGUAUGUUUGUUGUCGUCUCGCCAUGUGUGCAUUCUACUUUCUGUUCGCCCUUUUUAUUUAUUUCUUGGAGAUAGACCAUGGUGGAUGGUCUACAGAUAAGGAGGCUGUGCUAGUCACACCUGGGCCAUGUACAAUAGAUGUCAGAGACCACACCCUCACACAGAAAGAAUUCCUCCACAGGUAUGCAUAUUCAAAACCAUUAAUAAUAAAAAGAGGAAGAAAUGAAAAUCAUAACUUUUUGAAAUCUUGCCGAAAAAAGAAUAUGCUAGAAAAAUAUGGAUCAAAGAAAAUUCGCUUAAGUUCAGCAAAUACCCACUCUUAUCAAAAAGUUGAUGUUACCUUACAGUAUUAUGUAGAGAAUGUCUUGAAACCUCAGACACUACAGAUGAUGGGGAAUGAGACAUUUUACUGGUUUGGUGAUAACAACUACACAGAGUGGCAGGAACUGUUUGACAUGUACUCCGCACCUCCAUAUUAUCUACCCGACAUGACUGGUGUAUACAGCUUUGGGCUCGCAGGUGCAGGCACUGGGGUACCAUUCCACUUCCAUGGUCCAGGGUUCGGUGAAGUCAUCUAUGGCAGGAAGCGUUGGUUCUUGACACCCCCAGAUAAGAAGCCAAACUUUCACCCCAAUCGGACAACACUACAGUGGCUUAUAGAGGACCUACCUAAACUCGGCUCUGAAGAUCAUCCUCUGGAAUGUACUAUAGGUCCAGGGGAGAUGAUCUACUUUCCCGACAGAUGGUGGCACGGGACGUUGAACAUCGACACAAGUGUUUUCAUCAGCACAUUCCUAGGAUAAUGUACAUAUACAAAUAUUUAUACACUUGUUUUAUUUAUUUAUUUUAAUAAAAUUUUCUUUUUCUCUAGA
Messenger RNA from Mizuhopecten yessoensis (Yesso scallop), 946 nucleotides. Its product is annotated as jmjC domain-containing protein 8-like. Gene Ontology annotation, cellular component: cytoplasm. NCBI's taxonomy places the organism in Eukaryota, Metazoa, Mollusca, Bivalvia, Pectinida, Pectinidae. Bases 98 to 877 code for a protein of 259 amino acids. The record is from RefSeq and is a predicted model, not a curated record. The transcript is spliced from 9 exons.